Symbiodinium sp. CCMP2456 is the source of this 3669-nucleotide messenger RNA. The record is from the annotation of a GenBank genome assembly. NCBI's taxonomy places the organism in Eukaryota, Dinophyceae, Suessiales, Symbiodiniaceae.
AUGUUUCCAGAGAAUCCCCUCGACUUGGACUCCACGUGGCAGGUCUUGCUGGUACCCAAGGCUCGAAGUCUGUUUGGACAGACUGUUUACUUAUGCCGUCCACCUUUCAGGCACGGGGAAGGUGAAGAUGGAGCCCAAAAGAGGCCAUGUGUGGCCAAGAUGACCUUCGAGCAAUUGCCUUUCCGACUGGUGGGUCUUUUCGGGCAUUGGGAUCCAGCUUCUGAAACCUUGAGGUCAGUCCCACACCGACUGGUCUUUGGACUGGAGUUGCUCCUUCUGACGGGGGUGGUGCUUGUGAGCGGCAAGGCGCUGCUGCCUCUAUUACGCUUGGGAUACUUAGGGAUAAUGGCCCCAAGCGAUGCUCAAGACUCCAGCCAGCACCUGGAGCGCCUGCUCCAGCAGAAGCUGCCCAAGUCGUACAAGCUUGCUUGUCACCUAGAGGUCUACCAGGACACCUCUCAGAAGUACUUUUCCACAGUGUUGGAUUCAGGAGAGGAGGUGACAGUGCAGCAGAUGAAGCUUUCCGAAGGCAACAUUAGGGCUGAUAUGGCCAAGACCUUGAUCGGCUGGGCGAAGAGAGUGUUUUUUGGACGCAAGUUUGAAGCAAUUUGGGGUGAGCUGAAGGAGCCGGUUGGUUGGGUCUUGCUGUAUGACAGUGCUGAGAACUGGAAGGGGGUUUUCGAGGAUGAUCACCCACCUUAUCGAGCUAACAGGGAGCUCAUGGUACCCGUGGCGGCUUUCUUGAGAAGACAGCUCGUCCUAGCAACUGGACACGCGUCGGUGCAAUGGCUCAUUCUCGAUGAGUUGGCGGGCGUCUUGCCGCUCAGCAUGCUCAUGACCCUUGCUUUCGGCUUUUUCUGCAUGCAUAUCCUGGUCCUAAAGCAGGCCGAGUUUACGGUGAAGUGGGGCCUUUGCUGUGAUCAGGUAUUGGAGCGGCAGCGACAACGUUUGCGCCCACCGGACGCUGACCACAUCAUGUAUGGUUUUGGUGCUGUUGCAGCAGUGAUGGCCUCUGCGCUUUGCUGCGCUGCUUGGUCAGCAACGGCAUUGGCACCUUGUUUGGGGCUGGUUGCGGCUGUCCUCGUGCAUGCAUGGGACCUCAAGACAUCUUUAAACGGCCUUAGCAAAUGGAGGGAGCCGGAGCUCACUUCCGAGUUCACAGAGUAUCCUGGUGAGCGGCUUCCAACAUCAGACUCGGCGCCGCCAUCAAAACUAACAACUUCCAGAGAAGCGCACUUUCUUGUGAUCAGUUGCCUUACUUGGACUAUGGCCACCGCUGGUAUCAGCGUCCUGAUCUUCAUGGGCCUGGAUGCGUUACAAAUGCGCGGUACCUUGACGGAAUAUUCCUUCAACAAGGGCCAUCUCGAAUAUUUGCCAGGUGCUACAGCUCUGCAGAACACCCUUUUGCUGCAUGAGGACUCCGACUCCGUCACCUUUGUCUUCGAGGCAGGACAGCAUGCACAGAGCGUCUCGCUCAAACUCGAACAUCCGCAGAUGGACCUGAAAGACUCUGCAGAAGUCCUCCUCUUCUCCCGCCGGCUCCAAGAGGGCAGAGCGGCUGUUAACAACACUACUGGACCUGCAGUGGCAGCUGGGGAGUAUCAGAUAAAUCUCCCAGCUGGACCGCUAUACAGCCGCAUCACUGUGGAGGUCGUGGGGAAGCUUCAGCUGCGGCCCACGCGGUACACGUUCCAUUUGCUACGUGUGGGUGAGGCCUUGUCAUUGUCUUUGAAUGGCCAGGUGGCCGAGUCGUCAGGCCAAGCGCAUCCGUUCGAAGAGACUCGACGCUGGCUUUACCAGGAGCGGAAUGCCGACUGGUACAUUGCGGAUCCUGAUUCUGCUAGCAACUGGACGCUGUCCGUGGAGUUUGGACCCGUUUGCUUUGCUCCCUUGCAGACUUCGACGGCAGCUAGUGGAGGGCAUCAUAUAACUCGGUAUGCAGACAAGUGCAAUUGUGGCGAUGAGCAGCCUGGUGUUGGCACCGAAUGCCUCAAGGAGGAGAAGAUCAAGUUACAAAACUCAACAUCGAUAUGCCUCUACUCGCAGAAAACCAGAGCUGAGCUUCGAGUCGAUGAGAGCAGAGGCCGCCUGUCGAGCAAAGGCUUGGUGAAGUGGCUGCAGGAUGUUCGCAUCAGUGGUCGCUUUGCAGGACUCCGGAUCGAUUCUGUCGACAGGGAUCCAAAGGAGGAACCCGACCCUGACAUGCAGCCUGCAGAAUGGUCCUUACCUGCCGUGAACAGCUCGCAGAGCCAGAUCUCGAAGGUCUUUGCUAUCUCCAUGCGCCCUCAGUUGUUGAUGCAAAGCACGCAGAUCGUUGUGGCCACAACGCCAGACGACACAGAUGCUGAAGAACAGGCCUUGCCGCUGAGGAUUCUGGCACACCCACCACCAAUCACUCUGACUGCAGACAGUGGUUUCCUCCUUCCAGAGUUUUCCUUGCGGAACAGGCGCAGUGUGUAUGCGGCCUGCACGUCUAAGCUUGAAUCAGUGCAUGGGUCGAUUUUCGACAAACGCUUUGAUAUCAAGGAACGCACUGUUGAGCUGGGGCAUGAUUGUUCAGGACAUGCGGUGAUCCAAAAGCGUUUCUGGGCAGAGCGAGAUAGGUCGUGCAAGUACUGGAAUCGAUAUCAACCCUGGAACGAAAACUACGACGUUGCAGUGACUUUGUCGCCAGAGCACUGCCUUAACGAGGCGGUUUAUUUCGGCAGCAUCGCCACUUUGCAGGAGCUACGCGAUUGGAGCGAGGCGAUGGCUACCAAACAGAAGAGUUGUGCCGUGGUGCAAAGGGCUGUCAGGUUCGACAGGCCAGAUAUGGUGAAGGAGCUGUUGAAGUUCUGGAGUCCGAAUUGUGCAGGCUGCAAAGAGACCCCUUUGGGAGUUGCGGCGUCAGAGGGCAACAGGGAGGUGUUGGAACUGCUCUUAAAGGACCCGCGCUUGAAGGUGGAUGAGAUGGACGCAGAAGGUGCUACGGCCCUGUUUCGCGCAAGCCGCCAGUGCAACGUCGACAUUGCAGCACGCCUGAUCCGUGCAAACAGCAGUGUGAACCCAAGCAUGCCCCCUGAGCAAGACUCCGAGUGCCUCGUUACACCUUUGCUAUGGCUUGCUGGCAAUGGGUGUCAGGGCAAAACCGAUGAUGAGAUCCUGCUGGGCAGCCUUUUCAAGAUUUUGUUUCGAGCAGGUGCAAGUCUCGUAGUGCCAGGGCACGAAGAUUGCGAGAAGCAGACCGCGCUAGUGCAGGCCAUCGACCACGGAAGCCUUGCUGCAGUGCCAUUCCUGCUCGACUUGAAAGCAGAUCCCAACGAGCAAGGCCGAACCAGUAUGGACACUCUUUCGACACCGCUUAUGGCCCUGUUCCACAGGUUCCUUCUUACAAGCAUAACUUGGACCAAUGUGGCCGAGACUGCUACGCUGCUCUUAUCAAAACGAGCUGACGUGAACAAGAAAGCCGGUUAUUUCGAGACGACGGUGCUGACGGAGGCAGCGAAAAAGUGCCAGCCUGAUGUUGUGAAGUUUCUUUUGGAAAAGGGCGCGCAGCCCGACAUGCAGGACAAGCAAGGGAAUACGGCAGAAUCCUAUGUGGAAAGUCCCGUGGAUCAGCGCUGCAUCGACAACAAGACGGCUCGCCAUGAGACCCUUCGCCUUUUGCAGCAAGCGAGCUCGAAGCUGUAG